AUGCCUGUUUCCUUUAUGUCCUCUCUGCAGAUGACGGUGGCGUCUCCCUGCACCCAGGGCCUGGUGGACAGCUCUCAUCCCCAGGCGCUCCUCAGCAGGCUCAACGAGCAGCGCUCCCAGGGCCUCUUCUGUGAUGUCACCAUCGUGGUGGAAGAUGUAAAGUUCCGGGCUCACCGGAACAUUCUGGCUGCCUGCAGCGGAUACUUCCGCAGCGCCUUCACCUCCCCUGAGGUGUGGACUUCCAGCCAGGUGCUGGAGCUCAUGGACCUGAGGUCUGAGGUGUUCGCCAGCAUCCUCAACCUCAUCUAUUGUUCCAAGGUGACAUCAUCACCUAGCACAGAGGACACUAGAUGCCUGAUGGCAGCUGGAAAAAGACUGGGAAUUCCCUUCUUAGAGAAACUGGUGGAACAAGACAGGCAGGGCUCAGGUGGGCCAAAGAUCCAGACCUCAACCAACCCUGUUAAGACCACAGGCCGUAGUAAGGCCCGUGGGCCCCGUAAAGCGAAGAAGGAGACCUCCAGGCCAGAUCAGCUGGACAGUGCAAGAGGCCCGCGGAUCACCAAUGCUUUCUCUAUCACUGAGGUGGGUCCCGGGAACAACCUCUUCACCCCACUAGACCUGCACAGUGGGGAGAGGCAGUCCCCUGACCUUGGACAGACCCCAGCGGGCUGCCCUGUCCCCUUCCCCCUUGCGGUGGACAAUGAGCCCAUGCAGGCACUGUCAGAGCACUCCUACGCAGUCAUCAGCCAGGGACCCAGGGCCCCUGAGCACAGGGCUGGCAACCAGGAGGACAACAAGAAGCACACCAAACCCACACAGUCCCAAUCAAGGCAACUAGCCAACAGGAAUAGUGGCCCACUCAAAAAGCGCCACAGACUACGAGCCGCCUUGAAUAAAUGCACACCUCUAACACUGGCUGUAGCACUUGAACCUGUGCAUCCUACUGGAAGCAGCCCGUUAUUAAUUAAGCCCACUGUACAACCUGUGGGAACGUCACCCCCGUCAUUAUACCCGCAGACAGAUGUGCAUACAAGCAGGGCCAAUGAGCUGUCUCUAGCCAUGGAUAAUGGCUACAGGGAGCUGGACCCACCUCCACUUUCACCCCACACGGAAGAUAGCAUAUCAAUCUAUGGCUGUGAGCACUGUCCAGAGAUAUUCACCAACAAAGCACUUCUCACCGUACACACAGAAAUGCACAAAAAAAGGUUUGUCAGUCAUUUGUUUUGCAAGUUUUGUCGCAGGAAGUUCAUGCAUUUGAAGCGGUUGCGGAACCACGAGACGGUGUGCCCGAAAGCACAGAGGGGCUCGCCUGAACACGAGCCCCAAGGCAAAGAGGACGGGGCAGACCAUUAUUCAGACAGCAUGCCAAGCAUGGACAAUACAGCAACUGAUGUCCAGUUAUCUCCUCCUGAACUCCCUGACCCUUUCCUUUCAACCAGCCUCCAAAUGAACCCCACGUCAAAAACACUGCAGGCUGUAGAUAGGUUAGUGAAACCUAGUGGAGGCCAGAGGGUCUAUAACUGCAGUGUGUGUAAACGGGCAUAUGUGACCGUCUCCAGUCUGAAGCGCCACGAGAAUGUGCACUCCUGGCAGAGGGCGUACCCCUGUCACUACUGCAAUAAAGUGUUUGCCCUAGCCGAGUAUCGCACCAAACACGAGAUCUGGCACACAGGUGAGCGUCGCUACCAGUGCAUCUUCUGCUUAGAGACCUUCAUGACCUACUACAUCCUAAAAAACCACCAGAAGGCCUUCCACGGAAUCCAUCCCAGAUUGUCUGUGAGUAAGAAGUCAGCAAAUGGUGGAUUUAAGGGCAGCGUUUACCCCAUCAAACUCUACAGGCUUCUGCCUAUGAAGUUUAGAAAGAGACGGUAUAAGACUUACAGUCAGACCUAUUCAGAGGAGCUGGAGGUCAGCGAGCAGGCCCCGUUGGGCUGCAGCUCUCCCAUCCUUCCAUUUGAAGAUGUUGGCGCUAUGGGUAAGCAAGAUGCUGCUUUAUUCUCAAUGCCUGUGACAUUCAUGGCCACUCCAAAAGUGGUAGCAUCAGUAAUGCCACGCAUCAGUUUUGAUCAGCCCUGUGACCAAGAUGUAGACCAUGAUGCAGGCACAGGAAAACAGGCCUCUCACUCCAAACGUAAUGGGCCUCCAUAUAGCUAUACAACCCCCUUGGCCAUAAUGCAGGCAGGUGGGGAGUCCCCUGCACUGGACUAUGGAGAUGGUGCUGCAUUCCAAGGUUUUAAGAACCCGGAGGGCAACAGUCAUAAUCUACCGUUCCUAAAAAUCAACCCACACAGCUCUCUAAACAGGCUAUGUGAGCUCUCAGCUGCAGCACAGAGAAUUGAAGCCAUGACCAGUCAGCUUUUUAUGCCAGAGGCUGAGAGCCUGGCGCCUAGCAAGACUGCAAGGGGGGAAACUGAAACGUACAUCGCCACGCCUGCGUGUCCAGGUCCCUCCGUGGAUGGUCACGUUCUGCCACUCUGCCAGAUCACAGUGAAAAUUGGCAACGAGGCCAUCAUUCGCCGGAGGAUCAAGGGCUCCAAGCUGUUCCCCAGGAAGAGGAAAAGAAGCAGCGGGAGCCAGGUAGAGGAGAGGUGUCGGGACCAGGGCCGGCCUGCAGAGGGCAGCAUGGAGAGCUCCAGCCUCCGCUUCAGGACAGAGGUAAUUUCUGUCAUAGAGCCAGAGCCAUGCGAUGACCACACUGACCGUGAAACAGCUGACAAGCUCUGGCGUCCCUAUUACUCUUACAAACCCAAGAAGAAGAGUAAGAAACUGAGAUCCAAACACAGAAAAGAGAGACGUCAUCUACGCUAUUCCAUGACAUCCUCAAUAGUGCCCAGGGCCAGAAAAGACUACCUGGAUAAAGGAUGCAGAAGCGCUGAAGAGAGCAGCGAGGGCACAGAGCUGAAACAACGUCUCAGAAACACCAGCCCAAAGACGACGUACACCUGUGACAUCUGUGCAAGCACCUUCAUAACGGCAUCGGGUCUGAGAGCACAUAUCAUUGGCUGCCACCCAACUUUCUGUCGGACCUGCGCAAAGCAGUGUCCCCCCAGGGAAACCUCCAGUGCCAGCUGCGAGACCGCUGAGGACAGCAGGGAUUACAUAUGCAAGAGCUGUAUGGAAAAUGGCUCCUGCUUUGACAAUUGUGCCCGCAGCCCCAGCACAGAGAAGCGGUAUCACUGCUCCUUCUGCCCCCAGCGCUUCCUCUACCUCGCAACCAAGAAGAGCCAUGAGAAAAAACACAAGGAGACAGCAGGAAAGGGGUACAGCAACGACGACUACACCACAGUCCCAAAACGGCCAGCAACUUUGGACUUAGGCCUAAAUCUGAAAAAGCUUGUCAUCAAAACAGAGGAAGGGGAGGAUCAAUAUAGCAUCGACAAGGAGAGCAAAGCACCAGCGGGAUCACUAGGCAGCUUUUCAACAGAGAAGAUAGAGCCUAAGCACGAGGAAUGGGACACCUUUUCUCUUUCCCCUUCAGAGAUGCAGUAUGGAAAGCUUUCCCCUUCAGAAAAGCAGUAUAGAAAGUCUAAAAAGCGCUUUGAACACAAACGGCAACAUCAGAAAAGCCUCACUUCCAAAAGGCAGAAGCAAGUAGACUUUAUGGGUAGAGAGACACCCAGUCAUAAGGCCCCUCUGACCACACCAGGAGAAGACAGUCAUUUUAGCUAUGGGCAGUCUUCUUCUACACGUCUGAAAAGAGAUUCAGUCACCAGGGGAACCACUCGCCCAAGUCAGAGAAGUGUACAUACAGUGUAA
This is a messenger RNA of Salvelinus namaycush (lake trout), 3756 nucleotides long. Its product is annotated as zinc finger and BTB domain-containing protein 38-like. The coding region runs from base 1 to 3756 and encodes 1251 amino acids. The record is from RefSeq and is a predicted model, not a curated record. The transcript has a single exon. Gene Ontology annotation, biological process: regulation of cytokine production; regulation of immune system process; negative regulation of transcription by RNA polymerase II. Gene Ontology annotation, molecular function: protein binding. NCBI's taxonomy places the organism in Eukaryota, Metazoa, Chordata, Actinopteri, Salmoniformes, Salmonidae.